AUGUGCACCCCGCCAUUGUCACACCUGAUAGCAGCACAGCUGCACCGCCUGCACCAUCUGGAGGUGCCUCUGGGGUCGGAGGAGGAGCGCAAGGAGGGGCACCUGUGGCACGCCUUGUUUGACAUGCUGCACACUGGUGGGUGCUCUGGUGGGUGCUCUGGUGGGUGCUCUGGUGCUAUUGGGUACUUUGGUCUGGGGAUGGAGGAGUGGAAGGAGGGGCACCUGUGGCACGCCUUGUUUGACAUGCUGCACACUGGUGGGUGCUCUGGUGGGUGCUCUGGUGGGGUGGGUGCUCUGGUGCUGUUGGCCGAGAAGCUGCGGUACGACGACCAGAAGCUGCAGACCCGCUUUGACUCCAUUGACUUUGCAAAGCUGAGAAGCGAGAUAACAGAAGCAAAGGAGUUGACAGACCGACUGCACUCGCCCAUUGUCUUUGCCCAUAACGACCUCCUCGCAUACAACCUGCUUUUGGACGAGUCACAACCAGGCACCCCCACCAUGCACAUGAUCGACUUUGAGUAUGCGGCGUACAACCCCCGGGGCUACGACAUUGCAAACCACUUCUGUGAAUAUGCCGGCUUCGAGUGCGAAUACUCCAGGUUCCCCUCCAAGGCCCAUCAGCUGGACUUUUUCCGCCACUACCUGCACCCCACCGCUCCUGAAAAGGCUUCUCAGGUGGAACUGGACAGGCUGUAUCUGGAGGUGAACGCUUUCACUCUUGCCUCUCAUUUCUUCUGGUGCCUCUGGUCCCUCAUUCAGGCCAAGUACUCGGCCAUUGAUUUUGACUACAUGGACUAUUUCUUUGUUCGUUACGGCGUGUAUCAAAAGCGAAAGGAGGAGGAUGUAGCGCUUGUAGAGUCUUAUCUCAGCAGUCAAAAGAUGCAAACCAGCUUUGUGGUUUGA
Closterium sp. Naga37s-1 is the source of this 903-nucleotide messenger RNA. The record is from the annotation of a GenBank genome assembly. NCBI's taxonomy places the organism in Eukaryota, Viridiplantae, Streptophyta, Zygnematophyceae, Desmidiales, Closteriaceae.